Messenger RNA from Heterotrigona itama, 1924 nucleotides. The record is from the annotation of a GenBank genome assembly. NCBI's taxonomy places the organism in Eukaryota, Metazoa, Arthropoda, Insecta, Hymenoptera, Apidae.
CUAUGGCCGAUAAGUUAUCAAUAUUUGAUUAUAAUGUCGGUAUUGAAUUGCUAUUGAAUCAAUUGCUAUUGAUCCUGCAAUGACGUGUUUGUAUUUGUACGUGCAUUGUUCGUGUACCGUUUAAAAGGAAACGCCAUCGACUUGUUACACGACACGCUAGGGGGAAAGAGAAUGGAAAAUUAAUGCUGGCGCGUUCGAUAUAAUCAGGAGGGACACACGGAAGAAGUAUAUUAUACCGGAAGUUUCGGCUAAUGAUAGUGGUCUAUCGAAACGACAGGUUUACAUUUCUAGUAUCAUCAGUACUGCAGUGAAAUUGUUGCAAUCAUCACGCUAACGGCUUGCAUUUGUAACGACUUUCAAAACUGUGUCUUCGAGAGACUACACUACCAUUACAAAAAAAUAUGAAUCGUUCAACCGGUCAAAUGACCGGUCGUUAUACCGUAGGCAGAUAUUCUUUCUCUUGUUUUUGGUUCUCUACGUUUCGAGCUAUGCGUUAAUCGCGAAAUUUCGCCGAAAAGACCGCGAGGAUUAUUUUUCCGUGGACGAAGAUGAGGCUACGGUGUACAGGAUCAGCCUUUGGUUGUGUACCGUUGCCCUGACGGUUUCCGUUGGAGCAACCUUGCUGCUUCCUGUUUCGAUUGCCAGCAACGAAGUGCUGAUUUUAUAUCCGAACAGUUAUUAUGUCAAGUGGCUCAACAGCUCGCUUAUCCAAGGUCUAUGGAAUCAUGUGUUUCUCUUUUCAAAUUUAUCUCUCUUCGUAUUUUUACCGUUCGCAUACUUGUUCACGGAGUCAGAAGGAUUCGUUGGCUAUAAAAAGGGUGUAAUGGCCAGAGUUUAUGAAACUGUGACGGUCCUUUGCCUAUUAGGAACACUCGUAUUAGGAAUGACAUAUAUUUUAUCAGCGCUCAUUGAUCAUCAAAAGUCCAGCCUUCAUACAUUGCUCAUAUGUACACCAAUGGGAUUUGUGCGAUUAUUCGGAGUGGUUGGCUCAUUUCUGGUAAAACCGCAGUUCCUAAAAAAUUUAGAUGAAGAGUUUUUCGCGUACAGACUGGAGGAGGACUGCAUUCGUAGAAGACUGCAACACGCGAGAGCAACGGGAAAAUCAUACGUUUCGCCAGUGCCUAUGUCGAUACCAGCCUGCGGUUUGGUGUUCGAGGAUGAUGAGUUUCUUAACACAAGUCCGAGCUUGAUGUGCUUGAGGAACGGUGCUCUCCAGCGCGGAUUGGCCCAACGUUUGGAAGAUAUUCAGAAACGCAGGAGUACUUUGGAUCAGCAAAGGCGGACCUGGUGGGUUCGCAGGACUUUGCUGUACCCUUUAGCCAUGCUGGCGCUACUUGUACUUUCCACUGCCACUGCUCUGCUAGCAGUUCAAAACACACUAGAGUUGCUUAUUGGUAUUAAAGCGUUGCCUUUGAGCACAAGGCAAUUCACUCUGGGCAUCAGCUCGUUGUCAAAACUAGGUCCUAUUGGUGCAACAAUCGAAGUGGCAGUAAUUUUGUAUCUAGCUGCUACGAGUGCAAUAGGUCUGUACACACUUCCUGGUGUUAAGAGCUUUCGACCACGACUUCAUUCCACGCCACUUACUCACCUUAUUGCGAAUUGCGCUCUCCUUCUUGUAUUGAGCUCGGCGUUGCCACUGUUAUCUCGAAUAUUAGGUAUGACAAACUUUGAUUUGCUCGGCGAUUUUGGUCGUAUCGAAUGGCUUGGUAACUUUGAACUUGUACUGUUCUAUAAUUUAAUAUUUGCCACGGCGGCGAUUGGUUGUCUAGCGACGAAGUUUACGGCAACCGUUCGCAAAGAAAUUUACGUGAGAUUAAGGAGCAGCUUAAUAGGAAUCUUCAAGAGCGAAAAUAAAAGAAGUUCUCUAGGGAUGUUUUAUACGAAAGAAGAUUAGACUGACUUACGUUAUAGGCAGAAGAAAAAA